Molecule: messenger RNA, 1042 nt
Organism: Astrephomene gubernaculifera
Lineage: Eukaryota; Viridiplantae; Chlorophyta; Chlorophyceae; Chlamydomonadales; Astrephomenaceae
Source: the annotation of a GenBank genome assembly
GUGGAGGAGCAGGGGGCGGUGGCGGCCGCAAUCGGGGCGGUCCGGGCGGGGGACCUCCCAAGGCGUCCGGCAAGAAGCGGCACCGGCUCGCCUCCCUGCCUCCCUCAGCGCUGCUGGCUAGGGUGGAGCGGCGGGGCGGGGGCGGCAGUUUCCCCGUGCACUGUGUUGCAGGUGGGAAGCUGCUGGAGCUCAAUCAGCGGCUGGCGCUGGAGCCCCGACUGCUGUACGACAGGCCGUGCCGCGAGGGCUACGUGGCUAUCCUGUUCCCCUCCCCGGACGCCGCCCGGCAGCUGCGGAGCCGGCUGCUGAGCGAGUCGGAGUACCUGCGGGUGCGCGGGCUGAGUGCGGAGGACCUGUUGUGAGGGUAGUGGUGGUGGUGAGGAGGAGGGGGGUGUGGGGAGGCAGAUGAAGAUGAUGUUGGUGAUGGUGGCGAGGGCAGGAGAUCCGGUGUUUGUUUUCUCUUACAUACCCGGCUCGCAGGCAUGGCAGCUGGCAAAGCGUACGUGGCGUGUUACGCAACUCUCUACGACCCCCCCCCCCUGUGGUGAUCCUCGUCAUCAGGAUGGUGGGUGAUGGUGGAGGAGGCGGUUGUGUGGAGCAUGGGCGCUUGCUUGCGGCCUUGUCGUUGUGACACGUGUGGUCAGCUGGUCGCCCUUUGGUGUCGUGUGGUGCGGUAGGUGGCUGCUUCAGCGGGUGAUGGCAGCCGGGUUGCGACCACGGGUGCAGUUACUGGAGGAGGGAUGAAGUGCGGGUCGGGAGGUGGAAUGGAAGGCUUGAAGCGUUGCGACGUGUGCCGUAUCGAGCCAGGAGGGGCUCUCAGCGCACUUGCCGUACCCCUGCCGUACCGCCCUCACACACCCGCCACAUGCCCCACUUGUGUACGACCCAGCACGCCACUGCGGCAACCGAGCCGAGCCACCAUCUGUACAUCCGCACAGCACUUUUCUUGGCCACCAGCCUCCCGAGAAAGGAGUAGGUCCUGGGGGUCCAAUCCUUUCGUCAUAGCUGGGCUCCCAAACCUAACAAGGGUAACAACGCAGGC